AGGUGCCGAGAGAGGCCAAGGCGAUGUAAACAAAGUGAGGCUGAGCUGAGGCCUGAGUGGUGAAGCAAAGCCGCCACAGCCCACAACUAGGCCCGCUACAGCCCUCCACAGCAUUGACCAGUGUACAUAGCAGUGCUGGAGAGACGGGAGGAGGACAGCACAUAGAAAAGGAAACCAGGAAGACAAGUAGGGGCAGGGGAAAUAGAGGAGGAGCCCUGACUGAGAAAUUGACGGCAGCUCACUAACAUUACAUUAGACAGAUGUUGAUAAACUAGAGGCACAGGAGUCCUUUGUAUCCUCAGAACGGUAAAUUUGACAGGAAAAGGAUAAAAAGGAAAAGUUGAGACGGAAAAUUGACAAUAGGGAAAAGGAAAAGUUAAGACUGGAAUAUUGACCAACUGAGGAAAGAGGACAUUGAGACGGGAAAAUAGAAAGAAAAGGAUUAAUUAAGAAAAAGAAAUGAAUUGAGGGAUGAGGAUAGUACAUGGAGAGGAAAUAGUCGAUAACUGAAAGAAACUGCCAAUCCAGAUAAGCUGACAGGAAAAUAGACAAAAAGGUGAUGCAGGAAAAAAAGACAGAGAGAAUGACAUAAAAGAAUAAUAAAAACAAACAAACUGAGGAAAAAGUCAAACAGAAAAAAAAGAAACAGGUGAAUAGAAGUUAUAAUAUUCCUGCUUAACUUACAAUGGAAGAGUUUGGCUUGACUUACUAUGUGCUGGUGGUGCCGCUGACCUUCCCAGUGGUGCUGCUGCUGCUGUACAUCCGCUGGCUGGGCUGGGAACUGUACACCAACAACUGAACCGGCACUUUUUGACACAUAGCCUUAAAUCACCAAGGAAACACUGCUACACACACCAACAAGCCUCUGACUACUGCUACACAUCACACAGACCAAACUAUUGCAACACACACCAAACAGCCCUAAACUUUGUACAAAUACACACACACUACAAAGCCAUUUCAACACACACAAAACACCCCCAGACACUGUUACACACCUGUUUUACUUUGAAAUUAUGAAAGCUUAAGUGAAUUUAGUGGUGAAAAAAAUACAGAUGAAUACAAUUGCCUCAAAUUUACAGUGACUUAGUGAGGUGUUACCCUGCUACCCUGCUUUCCUCUGCCUCCCCCUGCUUCACACAUGCAUGGGGGGGGUGUAACAGGGCAACAUGGCAGAACAAACAGCCCCUCAAAUUCCCCCACAGCAUGACAAGGGGAAUGUUACCCUGUGUGAGCCCCUUCCCCUGCACCUCUCCCCCCGUGGCAGGGUAAAAGCAGGGGUGGGAAGGAGACUAGAGACCCCAUCACCCCUUCCCAUGCCUCCCCUGCCUAUUGAGUUUGUUGAUGUUGGUGCCUCUCUUCCCCCAGCUUCUCUGUGCCCCCCUGCCAGUGAUGAGAGGGCAAGGGGCAGGGUGUCUGGGAUAGCAGGGGUUGGGUGCCAUGAUAGGGGGCACAUGCAGGGUAGCGAGGGGGUCCCUGCACCACACCAGCAGGUUCUGGCGGCGGGGCAGACUGAAGGGGCGCUGGUGUUAGGAAGUGAAGAUCUGCCACGCUGUGUUGUGGUGGACUUGCAGGGAAAUGUGGUGGUGCAGGAGACACCACCACCACCACCACCACAUAGCACUACCACACCAACACCUUACUUAGUGGACCAACCGAUUCUGGUCCAGGUGGGUCCAGACAUGGCUCGGCAGGGGACUCAGACGCACAGUAAUGGUGGCUUGGAUGGAGCGCUGGAUGGCACCCACUGUAAGCCUCCCACUGCAAAGAAUGGAGUGGAUGGCAGCAGCAGUCCAAGGGUGGCAGAGCAGACAAGUGGAGGACGCAAGGUGGAGUUUGGGCCACGUUGGAGCUUCAAGGAGGUGGAGGUGAAGGAGGAGCAUGGAGCGAAGGACACAAACGCAUCUGAGGAAUCCACAGGGGGGGAGAGUGACGCAGAGGCAGGACGGCCAAGGAGGAAGUCUGCUAAACGUGCCAGGCAGAGGUGGAAGACUAUUGGAGAGGUGGAGGGAGGCCGUGCUGGGGUGGGAAGGGUGCGGCGGCAUCACCCAGGACCCCCGCCACGUGACAGGUCUCAGGGCAAGGCGGAGGAUGGUGAGCAGAGGCCCUGGGCGGGUGACACAGGGGAGGAGCUGCCAGUGUGGGCCCGUCGCCUCUCCUCUGUGCGGGUGGUGGACGGCCAGUGGGUGGUGGGUGUGGCAUCGACCAGUGAGGUGCUGCAACAGACUCUCGAAGCUCAUUCCCGCAGUGUUCUGUGUGACUAUAUCAAGAGCCACCCGAGCAGCCUGGAGCAGCGACACAGGGCCAAGUGCCAGGCCAGCCGGAUCAUGUGGCACCACCAGCGCAUUCGGUUUGAUGGGGUGCCCUUCACUAUUCUCUCCUCCAAUGACCUCAAGUGUGCCUUUGCCAUGAACUACAAACUGAAGAGGAAGAACAAGGGGAGUGGAGGAAGCCAGCAGCGGAAGGGGCGAGUGGAGGGGGUGGAGUUUGGAGCAGAGGGGCAGAUUGGCACUGAUGGAGGUGAUGGGGGAGAUGUGGAGGACCUGCAGGGGAGUGGGGUGGCCAGCCAGGAGGGGGGAAAGGAGGUGGUGCCCAAGAAGAAAUACAAGGACAUCUGGUUCACCUCCUGCCCAGCGCGGAUCACUGUCAAGGUCAUCGUGAAGUACCCAGGCUAUGCAGUGGGCAUUGGGGCUGUGGCGGGGGAGCGCAAGGCUGUCAUGAAGGCCCUGCGGCGGGACCUUGCCCAGGGCAUCUCACCGCAGCGAGAGGAGCUGUACCACGUCACACUGCCUUUGCGGCGCCUGCACAACCACCCACUACAGGGGCGGUCGCGGGGCAUCCACCCCUCCAUCGAUGGCAAAGUGGUGUCCCUACUGCAGGAGGGAGUGACAGCCCCCAAGGCUAUCCAGCAGCUUUUGGAGCGCCAUGUGGAGGCAGUGACAGCUGGUGACCUGGUGCUGCCCCACCCAGAUGACCGUGCCUUCCACCCGCGCCUCAAGGAUGUGGCUAACCUGGUCUACACCCGCUGUCGCCAGAUGGGCAUCACUGCACGGCGCCGGCCCCCAGACCAGGCCCCAUUCGAGGCCCCUCACAAAAAGCGCCGCCGCCCCAAGCGUCCCAGGGAGGACGGUGAGAUGGAGGGUGAGACAGAGGUGGGGUGCGGGGAGCCCCUGGGGGCCUCGACCCUGCAGGAGGCUGUCCAGACCUUCUGCACGGAGGAGUCUGAGCGUGGCAGUGAUGGUGGCGUGGGGGAGGCACGGGGUGACCGGAGUGACGUGGGGCUGGCAGAGCUGGUACGGGGGCAGCUGGAUACUCUACGGGGUCUCACCUACACCAUGCAGGACACUGCAGCACUGCAGGAGGUGUACCAGGGCCUGCAGGCACUCAUUAACCAGUACAUGGCCCCUACCGGCCCUACCCUGGCCGGAGGAGGCCUGACAGAGGUGCCAUCAGCAACAGCCACCUUCAUUCUGCAGGACAGUGCUGUAGAUCCCCUGACUAUCACCUCUGGGGCACCCUGUGUGGCAGAGGUGCCGGACACCUUGGCCCUGCAGGAGAAGGACAUGGGGGAGGCAGGGAAGGUGCGAGGAAGUGCUGCCCUCAGACAGCUGCGGCCUCCUGUGGCUUUACAGUGCGUGACAACAAGCAUGGUGCCCACUGUUGUGUCCCAGCUGCCCAGGGCCCCCAACCAUGCCCCUCCUGCACAUGUGGUGACUUCCCCUGCAGCCCCUGCACCACCCACCUACCAGACCCUGGCCCCUGUGGCCCAGGAUGGCCCUCCACCUGUCCAUCUCUCUCUCCCACCAUACUUCUAUUAUGUACAGGAGGUGACAGUGCCUGAGACAAGCCAAACAUGGACCUACAGCACUUCUUCCUAGCACCUCCCACCACCUCCCACCACUCCUCGCAAGUCUUCCCAAAGCAGCAUUCUCUCUCAGCACCAACACUUCACUCCAUACUCACCUAUCCACACCAGAAAUGUUAUAUGUGUGAUUUUGGAUGGCUGUGCAGGCUGUGUGGGUAGUACUGUGUGGGUGUGGAUGAGUGUCGCUCUGCAGGUCUUUCUUUAAGUGGCUGAGGGUGAAUGUGGAUGAGAGAAAAGAAAAAUGGAUGGCUGAGCUGUGUGGAUGGAGUUAUAUGUGGAAUAGAGAUAUAUGGGAUGAUGUGGAAUAUAGAGUUAGUUUUUUUUUUUUUAUUUAUUUAUUUAUUUAUUUAUUUAUUUAUUUAUUUAUUUUUUUUUUUUUUCGAGAGAGAGACGAAAACCAGAAAAAAGCAAUGAAAGGAGAAAAGAGAGAGAGAGAGAGAGAGAGAGAGAGAGAGAGAGAGAGAGAGAGAGACGAAAAAAAAAAACAGAGAGAGAGAGAGAGAGGUACAUUUGCCAAUUACCUCAUGAACUAGCCAACAAGUCUGAACAUUCCUUAUAUUAAUGUAAAGUUAUGUGAAGCCAUUCCUGUCUAAGUUGUUAUCUUCUCUUUCUUCUUCAGUAGUUAGUGACCUGAUUAUGUUAACAUUUUAUAGUGUUUUGUAAUGGCGACGCUGCAGGAAGCUGACAUAAAGAGUAUAUUUUUA
Portunus trituberculatus (swimming crab) is the source of this 4569-nucleotide messenger RNA. RefSeq lists its product as uncharacterized. Gene Ontology annotation, molecular function: DNA-binding transcription factor activity. Lineage: Eukaryota; Metazoa; Arthropoda; Malacostraca; Decapoda; Portunidae. Bases 1170 to 3878 code for a protein of 902 amino acids. The record is from RefSeq and is a predicted model, not a curated record. The transcript has 6 exons.